Messenger RNA from Dipodomys ordii (Ord's kangaroo rat), 1325 nucleotides. RefSeq names its product regulator of G-protein signaling 20 (gene Rgs20). The record is from RefSeq and is a predicted model, not a curated record. Lineage: Eukaryota; Metazoa; Chordata; Mammalia; Rodentia; Heteromyidae.
AUGCGCAGCCUUUCCCAAGACAACCAAGAGUGCCUCCAGGAACACCUCUCCAGAUCCUCCACAUGGACACAAUUUCUGUCCCCAUUGGGGAUAGAAAGAUGCAAUACUAUCAUUCACCAAGCCACAGAAAGCCAAGGGGACUCCCAUGCCAUGUCUGAUGUCAAGACUUUCCCCCCUGCACAGCUCCCAGGAUUGCCCGCUGUCCCGACGCUCUUCAGCCUCCUCUCGAGCUCGCUCCGCAGCCUCACACAGUUCUUCUCUCACCUUCCGCGACAACCUCCAGAGACUCCCCAACAGCGCCCGUACUUGUCCCCCCUGCUUCCGGCGCUGCCGGCCGCCCGGCUCUUGCAGGGACACGAUUUGGAGCGCACCCGCCACUUGCUCCUGCUCGGGGCAGCAUUGGCACUGUCAGGCAGACCCUCGGGGUUUAGCCCGCUGGGGCUGGCCCACUGGGUUGCCAAGCCCGGGAAAGAAGACUUCAGCGCCGGGCAGAGUUUCCCCAUGCCUCCUAUGGGAUCCGAACGCUCCGAGAUGCAGAAGCAGCAGACAUCCUCUGUGCAGGAGCCACUGGGAUCUGGACCAGGCCAGCCUGGAGUGGGGAGUCGGGGCUCUAAUGCCUGCUGCUUCUGCUGGUGCUGCUGCUGUAGCUGUUCAUGCCUCACAGUGAGAAACCAGAGACCCACAGGAACUUCCCAUGAAGUCAGGACAGACUUUCCAAUCUGUGAGGAAAGUCCCACUCCUACCCUGGAAGAAGUCAGCGCCUGGGCUCAGUCAUUUGACAACCUCAUGAUCACUCCAGCGGGAAGAAAUGCUUUCCGGGAAUUCCUCCGAACAGAAUUCAGUGAAGAAAAUAUGCUUUUCUGGCUGGCCUGUGAAGAACUGAAAAAGGAAGCUAAUAAAAGCAUUAUUGAGGAGAAAGCAAGGAUAAUAUAUGAAGACUAUAUUUCUAUUCUUUCUCCUAAAGAGGUCAGCCUGGAUUCACGAGUAAGAGAAGUCAUCAACAGAAAUAUUGGGGAGCCAUCCUCGCAUAUAUUUGAUGAUGCGCAGCUCCAGAUUUACACCCUAAUGCAUAGAGACUCGUAUCCUCGAUUCAUGAACUCUACUCUCUAUAAGGAUUUGCUUCAGUCUUUAGCUGAGAAGUCAGCUGAAGCGUAGGUGAUCUCAACUUUAUUUAUGAUUAAUAAAACAAGAACUCAUGGACUACGUGUAGCACAGGGAAUGUAGAAGUAGUACUCUUUUCAGCUGGAGUAAUACUUGGGCUAUUUUAAUAACAAGCUUCCCUCUUUGCUGCAAAAGACAGCUGUCUGUCCACAGUGGAAACUGCA